AUGACGGUUCUAGAGAAGUCUAACUGCCAAGAUGCGGCCGUCUUCUUCAUGCGGCAAAAGCCAUACCACUUUUCCCCGUACACAAUGUCCUGCAAAGGCGACAGCUCUGGUGGCUACAUCAUUACGAGCGCUGGCACGAUAGUCAGCGAUGGAUCGAGUGGCUAUCACUACUUUAACACUAACGGGAGUUACUACUACCGCAACCCGAAUGGCUCCAGCUACUAUCUUAGCAGGAGCGGAUAUUUGCGGUACACAUCCCCGGGUGGCCUGACCUACAGCAACAGCACUCCAAGUGUUGGGUCGCCAAUGCAAUCGUGCUGUGGAAGGUUGUGA
Molecule: messenger RNA, 333 nt
Organism: Laetiporus sulphureus 93-53
Lineage: Eukaryota; Fungi; Basidiomycota; Agaricomycetes; Polyporales; Laetiporaceae
Exons: 4
Coding region: 1-333 (110 amino acids)
Source: RefSeq, a predicted model, not a curated record